Messenger RNA from Ipomoea nil (Japanese morning glory), 1212 nucleotides. Its product is annotated as F-box protein At1g30790-like. NCBI's taxonomy places the organism in Eukaryota, Viridiplantae, Streptophyta, Magnoliopsida, Solanales, Convolvulaceae. The record is from RefSeq and is a predicted model, not a curated record. Gene Ontology annotation, molecular function: protein binding. Bases 1 to 1212 code for a protein of 403 amino acids. The transcript has a single exon.
AUGAGUAACCCUUCAACUUCUCCUUCUAUUUCCAUAACCUCUCUUCCACGAGAGAUUCUUCUCAAAAUUCUCACUGGUCUUCCGGCCAAAUCCACAGUGCGAUUCAGAUGCACCUCCAAAUUCUUUUAUUCCUUCAUACCGGAGCCAAGAUUCGCGUUCAGAACCCUCGUCGCUCUCCCAUCCAGAACACACCGCGAUUUAAAUUUAUACUCCGUGAAUUACCGUGAACAAAGCCAUGGGAACCUCCAAGCCGACACUGCCCAGCGUUUGGAUGUAGAAGCAGAUUUAGUAUCUUCCGCCGAUGGCAAGAUGUGUCUCUGCCACGAAUCGCUAUUUGGAGACGAAGGAGACGAAGCCGUCGACCUUAGUACCGGACGAUGUAUUUGUCUGCCGAGCAUUGCUUAUCCGGCCGGCCGUACGCAGCAGUCUUUCAGCUCCCUUGCCUACUCUUGUUCGUCCUUGGGGUUUGACUCGGUUUCGGAAAGGUACAAGGUUUUCAAGUCGGUGGUGUACUAUGAAGAUGAUCAUGAUGUUUCCUCGGAGGGGUUGAAGCUGCUGUGGGUUUUAACUGUGGGAGUGGAUAAGUCAUGGAGACAGAUAGAGUGCACCAUCACUGGAUACACCCGCGAUGCCGUUUGCAUUCAUGGGAUUAUCUAUUUGAUUCCUGAAGUAUUGGCGAUGAGGUCGAGUAUUGAACCAAAGAUAGUUGCAAUAGAUAUUGCAACGGAGAGUUUUAUCACAUCUAUACCAUUCCCUUUUGAGUAUUACUUCCUGCAGCAGCUUGGUCAGGGUGAGCUGACAUGGAUGAAGUUAAGUGGUCGUCUAGCUUUCAUUAUCAUUCUUGGCCAACAAAAUGCCUCCCAAAUGCUCAGAACCAGAACCUGGCGAGACACUACCUGGCCCAAAAGGGUAGAUAUAUGGAGGUGGGAGAGGUCAAUGGAGUGGGAGAAACAGACAAUCCUUCUUCCAUUGGAGGAGAGGAAGAUGAUUAGAGAAGCUACAUCCAUGAGUUUUACUGCGAAUAGUAUUGGGGAGAUUCUGUUAUUGAUUCAAAGUGAGAGGAUGAUGUCUCCUUUGGUUUUAAUUUAUUCAUUUGAAAGAGAGGUUUGGAGAAAGUUUAAGAUACAUGGACUUAAUGAUUAUGCACAUGAUGCUAUACAUUGGAGAUGCUUUCUACAUGUUAUCGAAGAUCAAGUAGAUUUUUUGGAAUGA